Molecule: messenger RNA, 1253 nt
Organism: Baudoinia panamericana UAMH 10762
Lineage: Eukaryota; Fungi; Ascomycota; Dothideomycetes; Mycosphaerellales; Teratosphaeriaceae
Exons: 1
Coding region: 47-1123 (358 amino acids)
Biological process (GO): translation
Cellular component (GO): mitochondrial large ribosomal subunit
Molecular function (GO): structural constituent of ribosome
Source: RefSeq, a predicted model, not a curated record
ACCAUUGCCCAGACGCACCACUCAUUGGGCUCUAAGAGUAGCAGAAAUGCCACCACGCUUACGAGUCGCUCCAGAGCAGCUGCGGAACGUCAGACCGCAGUAUGUAUGCUGGCAGUGCCGACACGCUUCACUGGCCAGCGCGACUACUCCAGCACCACCCAUUGAGCAGACGGUACAAGCCACCUCGCCCAUUGCGCGCUACCCACCAUCACAGCCACCGUCACAUAAACCUGCCGAGUUCCGCAAAACCCAGCUGCAUCGGCAAUAUCAGUCACUCCUGCGCUCAUCCCCGCUCAUCGUGAUCUUCCAACACAACAAUAUUAAAGCCACGGAAUGGGCGGGCAUACGGCGGGAGCUGACCGCAGCGUUAAAUAAGGUGGAUCAGGAUGUUGCCAAAGAAGGGAACAAUGCCUACACUGGAAGUGCCAUCAAGCUGAGCGUUGUUCAAACCGGCAUCUUCACCUCCGCGUUAAGGGUCGUUGAGUUCUGGGAACCCAAGUUCGAGCCGGAAUCGCCUGCGAUCCAUCCUUCAGACCCUAAAACACGAUCAUCAGCAAGCGUGGAGGAUACGAAGGGCAAGGUGAAUGAUCCUAUCUUUACGCACGGCCUGUCACGGCACGCUUGGUGGCAAGCGAAGAACAAAAGCAAGACGGCCAGACAUGGUCUUGAGCCGCUGCUAUCGGGUCCUCUUUCCCUUCUAACCAUGCCAGAAGUGUCGCCGCAACACUUGAAAGCCGCAUUGUCUAUCCUUGCUCCUUCGCCGCAGUCCCCGGCACCGAAGCGGAGAGCGAACCCAGGGUACUACGAGAAGCCCGUCCAGGAUGGAUUGCAGAAACUGAUGCUUCUUGGCGCACGGGUAGAGGGGAAAGCAUUUGAUGUGGAAGGUGCAAGAUGGGUGGGCAGUAUAGAAGGCGGGCUUUCUGGGCUGCGAGCACAGUUGGUGGCUAUGCUUUCGGGACUUGGAGCGCAGCUCACUAACACGCUCGAGGCGGCAAGUCGGAACCUAUACAUUACGGUGGAGAGCAGAAGAGGCAUGCUUGAGGAGGAACAGAAGGGUAAAGGUGGUGGUAGCAACGGUAACGAUGAGACGGCGGCAGAGAAGGCGGCAGAGAAGGCGGCUUAGUCUCACAUAGAUAGUCCGGAAAUGAUAAUGCUAGAAGCCAUGUUAUUGUCUGUCAUUUAACAACUAUGCAAGAUUCGACACCAAUGUAGACAGUCCCCAGUAACCAGCAGAGUGGCACUGGAGCAAGCGC